Molecule: messenger RNA, 276 nt
Organism: Clunio marinus
Lineage: Eukaryota; Metazoa; Arthropoda; Insecta; Diptera; Chironomidae
Source: the annotation of a GenBank genome assembly
AUGUUUGAAUUCAAACUGCUUCCAAGAACACUUCAAAGACCUCAUUGGCUCUCGUUCAACUCUUAUUUCAUCUCUCUUGUGCAAGACAUUGAAGUGAAUGGAUCAAUGAUUUCGCGGUCGAGUAAUAAAGUGAAUGAAACCAUCGGUAUACAAAAUGGAGAACAGUCGAGCGAACAGAAAGAAACUAAAAAAAUUUACCUUCGAACACCCUCGCUAAAUGGUCAAUUAGAAAGAAGUGUUUUUGAUUUCAAGGGCUAUGAAAAAAGAGAAACGUAA